AACAGUAGUCUGGCUCAUGGCUGACAUUUCUCUCGAUCUCCUUGUGUCCUCAGACAGAGUGUCAGUGUGGGGAGACCUCAGAGCCACUGGCCUUCGUCCAGUUUGUCCACUACAUCUCCGCCCCCAGUCUCGGGGCGGCAGCUAAGAAGGAGAAGAAGCAGGGUGGCGGCUAUUCGCUGGGAGACGGGGAGAUGUUUGGGAGGUUGGUGAGGGUGGUGAGUGGGGAGGGGGAGUGGAGGGAGUGUGAGACCUGCCACAAGAAGAGUCCCGUCAAGAAGAUGCUUCUCAACAACCCUGACCUCGGUAGGUGAACUCUGACCUCAGUAGGUGAACCCUGACCUUGGUAGGUGAACUCAGACCUUGGUAGCUACGCGCUCUGGGAGAACGGAUUACUGCUUUUGCUAUAAUUAAAUACACUCCUUUUCCUUAAUCUCAGGGGCAAAAAGGAGUUAGCCUUACCUUACCCCCUCUCCUGAAACAUGCAUUGCAGCAUGCCCCUGUUUUUAAACGUCUGUGGAGUGUGGACCAGAGAGACUUCACUUUCUGCAUUUGCAUCCUUGUUUUCGUGUCAAUUCCCUGUUACUAUUCUCCAUUACAUCAUGCUCUUUUUCUCCCCCUUUCCAUUUUGCCUUUCUACAUUCUUUCUCUUUUACCAUCUUCCCUCCCUCCCUCUCUCCUCCCUUCUCACACCCUCCCUCUCCCAGUGUGUAUAGGGAUGAUAUGGGACAGUGAUCAGCCAAAUAUCGAUGACAUCAUGAGUGUUGUGCAGUCUGUUGGCAUAUUUGUCAGAGUCUCUGAUAUAUUCCACCGAGUGAUGAGUGAGGCCGGGUCCAAGGAGUACUGUCUCAGUGGUAUGGUGGCCUACUACGGCCAUCACUACUGCACCUUCUGCUACCACACUGUCCUCAGACAGUGGGGCUUCUUUGACGACGCCAACUUCAGAACCAUUGGCAGUAACUGGGCGGAUGUAGUGGAACUGUGUCGCAAGGCACACUACCAACCUCUACUGCUGGUCUACUCCGACCCCUUUGCCGAUAAGAUCGUCAUGACAACCGCACCCGUACAAGUCACCCGAGUCGUUGCCACGGAAACCAAGACCAAGUCACUGACUCCUGUAACGGAAGAAGCGAGCGAGAUCUCAGCCGAUACUCGGAAAACCAGUGACAACAAGCCACUAACCAACAGUGGGCCUCAUUCAGAGACUGGUGGUUCUCAAUCCAGUAGCGUACGGAGCCAAUUAUCGAACGGUACCUAUUAUCGAACG
Molecule: messenger RNA, 1264 nt
Organism: Geodia barretti
Lineage: Eukaryota; Metazoa; Porifera; Demospongiae; Tetractinellida; Geodiidae
Source: the annotation of a GenBank genome assembly